This is a messenger RNA of Ostrinia nubilalis (European corn borer), 2404 nucleotides long. RefSeq lists its product as uncharacterized. The record is from RefSeq and is a predicted model, not a curated record. The transcript is spliced from 3 exons. NCBI's taxonomy places the organism in Eukaryota, Metazoa, Arthropoda, Insecta, Lepidoptera, Crambidae. The coding region runs from base 100 to 540 and encodes 146 amino acids.
UCCUUCGUCUCCCACGAGGAAGGUUCCUUAGACGACAGCUCGUACCUGUCGGGGUUACGAAGCAUCCGCGGCCGCCGCUCCUACAAGCCGCUUAAAGAGAUGACGCUCCGGCACGUCACAGCCAACCGCAGCGCCAACAAGUCCGCUGCCAAUGUGUCUGUAAAUGAGCAACCAGCGCGUCCUACUGGCACAGUCGUGGGCCGCAAGCGCAAACCAGAGGCCGAAGACAGCAUUGAAAUCGCCUCCGAGGCUGGAGAACUGCUUGGUUCUGCGCACAGCAAGCGUAUGCGACUGCUGGAGCGACUUACGCAUUCCUUCCGUAGGACUACUAGCACGCCGCUACCGGCGAGACGGGCUGCAGAGAUCGUAGGCAUCAACACAGACUUACCCCUAACGGCGCCUGUAGCGUCUCCCACUACCUUCGACCCCGAAGCCCUUAAACCGGCGCCCGAAGACCACGCCCCCGGCCCCGCCCCUAUUGCCGUCCCGCUCGCACACGCCGAGCCCGAGCGAGACAACAAGAGGUGCGUCGUCAUGUAAGGUGAGGCUCAACAAUUAAAAUGAAGUAACGUUUAUUGUAACAAAUUAUUAUGUCACGAUUGUGUCAUUGAUGUCAGUAGAUUUGUGUGACGUAUACGUGCGUGACCUUGUCACGAGUGUAAUAUUUGAACCAAAUGGUUUUGAAACUUUACUGGAAAUGAACUGCGUCAUUUUAAAUGACAGGCAACUUAAAAUUUAAAGAUAUUUGAGUUUUUUUUAAAUACCACGGCUUUUUCAACGUUUCUGUCUAAGGCAUUUUUGUCCAAAGACUAUUGUAUUGUUUAAUGGUUAAAACCAAUAUCGGUAUAACGGUAAUCGGUACAAAAACGUUACUCGUUAUAAAUGAAACUUAGUGUGAAAUGUCCAAUUUGAAGAAAUAGGAAUGAAUUUGGAUUUAUAGAAUUGAAAAAUGCAAAUGGAUGUAAUAUAGUUCAAAUAGGCUAUACAUAGAAGUUAAAUACAGGUUAUAAGGGUGGUUAACUUGACGAGCGAAUGUAAUAUUUUCUAUUAGGUUAUUUCGAAUAGGUCUUUAAAAUCUUUAAAAAAUACUACUUUAAAAACUACGUCGGAACUUAUCAAGUUUGCAAUUUUUCUACUUACAAAUAAUUCAAACCUAUAACUUUUGAUUUCUCACCUUUAAAAUGAACUUUAUGUAUCAAAAUUAUUAUUCGUUUAAUUUGGGAGGUUGUGAUCUAAGAAAAAGGUAUGAUUUAUAUUUUAGUUUAAUUCGCUCGUCCUGAUAACAGUGUAAUGCAUUUGCAUCGUCUUUUACUGUGCAUUUUGUACAUACGUAGACAUAGUUCUUAAACACAUUGAGUAAAAUCUACAUUUUUUCAAUCAUUCUCCCAAAGUUUUGUUUUUAUUUUUCAUCGAAUCAUAUCGAAUAUUGUCUUCGUUUGAAAUCACGUGAUAAAAGUAUUAUUUGGUUAUUCGAUAGAUUUUACUUUAUGAGUUUAAGUUAGUGUUAGUUUCGGUUAAACAAUAGUUUAAACAUUAUUUUCGGUUCCCAAUAACUUUGCAGGUCUGUCUUUAGUUUCCAAAAUAUCCAAAAUUGAAUAAAAUAACAUACAGUGUGAAAUAAAAUUAUAUUUCUUAGACACAAGCUAAAUGUAUUAUACCUUAAUGUUAGUUGCACUGCUAAGCCCAUACAGAAAGUUAUAAGUUUUCUUGUUCAGUUAAACUUGUAAAAAUAAUCUAAUGCGUGUGAGAGACACUUAAAAACAUAACCUUUCUUCUGUCGUAGUCGGGUAAAAACACCCAGUUGUUCUAUGAAGUCUUUGUUACUCUGACAGGUUAUUGUGAAACUGUUGCAAUGUUCAAAUUAUUGUUUCUCAGUCGGCCUGUACGCUGUACAGCGCUGUUUUAACCCACGACCGUUUUUUAUUUUAUCAGAUGACUUAAUAAACAUGUUUUGUAUUUGUGUAUGAAAAAAUACUUAUAUUCUGAAGGCUUACUCCAUCCAAUUUGGAUGCACAGACAGCGGUAUAUCAAGCAUUGUUAUUUCCUGUGAGGUUUUAAAAGGUACGAUUGCAACAAUAUUGUUCUGUAUGAGGACUGUGCGACGGGCGCCCGCAGUGAGUGUGCGAUCGCGACAGCAACAUAAUUACGCGCGAGCGAUAAGGAUGGGUAGCUUGGGGUCAUUGGACAAAAUUCUACGUGCUCACGGACCAGGCUUUAGUAUAUUUUUUCUAGAGAAACAAAUACAAAACAAGUUUAAACAUUUAGCUGUAAGAAUUAUCGCGCCAAAGCGGUAUUUGUUUUAUCACUAUAACUAAUUAAAGAUAUACAGAGAUAUUAUGUUGUGCGAAUCGCACUGGAUCGUGUAAGAAAUAUAUUUUGUAGAAUAAACCAAAUCAAAGAUUUA